UUUCCCCUCCCUCUCUUUUUCUUUCCCCUUCCCCCCGAACUCCAUUUCUUUCUCUUCAGGGGGAGAGCUCAUCCUGCCCAUCCUCACGGAGGACGCGCUCGAAAUCCCUUCGACGGUGUCCCGCUCCCCGUUCCCGGUGGCACCGGCGCCAACUUACCGGCCGUUCGUCCGCCUGCUGGAGUCCACCGAGGGCUCGCCGAGCCUGGGCUCCAAGAUGGCGCCGCCUCCACCUCCUCCUCGUCGUCGUCCUCCUUCAUCCUCCCGGUGCCCGGAUGAUUGCGUCACCACCACCACCGACGACGACGACGAUGAAGAAGAAGGAAAACAAAAUGGCGGCGGCGUCGACGCGGCGCCAUCUUCUUCUUCAUCGUCCUCCUCUUCGGGCUACGGCUCGGGUGAGAUCUUCGACUCCAGCUUCCCACCGAGCGACGACGAGGAUUUUUACGGCGCCCCGUCUCACCCGCUGGUCACCGACCGCACCUCGUCCUGGGGAGACCGGGGACUCUCCAAAUCGAGGACGGGCGCGGAAGACGGCGGCCGGGCUUCCCCCAGGCCGCCUCCCCCCGACAUCACCCUGUUGGUCACCGACAGCGUCCGCAAACUGCCCGCCGCUAAGCUCGAUCCCCGGCCCCCGCUUCCUCCGCAGCCGACGGUUGUGAUGACGGGCGGCGGGGAGAGGAGGACUCGGGCCCGCCAUCACCCCCCUCCUUCCUCCUCGGUACUAACCUCUCGCCCCGUGCCCACUGUAGGAGUGGAACCGCCGACGACGGGAGGAGGAGGAGGAGGAGCGGCGGCAGCGGGCGGGAGGCCGGGCCAGGUCGAGGUGGUGGUCCGGGAGUCGGGCAGUACCACGGGCAUGGUGGUUGGCAUCGUGGCGGCGGCCGCCCUCUGCAUCCUCAUCCUGCUGUACGCCAUGUACAAGUACCGCAACCGCGACGAGGCGUCCUACCGGGUCGAGCAGAGCCGCCACUACAUCAGCGGCGGCGGCAUGGGCGGCGGAGGAGCCUCGGCCCACAGUAACGGAGCCGCCCUCAAGGACAAGGCGCUGGCGGCCGCCGCCUCCUCCACCACCACCACCACCACCACCUCCUCGGUCAUCGCUAACAACAUCACCUCGUCCUCAUCCUCCUCCUCGGGGACGGGGACUGUCACUGCCAAGGCCAUGAGCAAGGGCAAGAAAAACAAGGACAAGGAGUACUAUGUGUGAGGGAGAGGGAGUGAAGGGGGAGGAGUGUGAGAGGGAGAGGGAGUGAAGGGGGAGGA
This is a messenger RNA of Rhincodon typus (whale shark), 1263 nucleotides long. Its product is annotated as neurexin-2-beta-like. The transcript has a single exon. Lineage: Eukaryota; Metazoa; Chordata; Chondrichthyes; Orectolobiformes; Rhincodontidae. Bases 215 to 1207 code for a protein of 330 amino acids. The record is from RefSeq and is a predicted model, not a curated record.